CACCAUCACGAUACCCCUCUCUCUCUCACUCUAAUUCAAUUCAUCAAUUCUCUCUCCUCCUAAAUCUCUCAUUCUGAACUACAGAACCAAAACCACCUCCAAUACCUGAAAAACGAACAACCAACCCCAACCCAAAACAUUAACAAUGUCAUUACAAACCCCCCGCAUCCUCCCCUCCCACCUCCACGCCUUCCACUCCUCCUCUACCAGCACCAACACCUCCGGCCCUCGAUCCUCCCAUACCGUUCGUAUCCUCGGCACCGUGACGGCUCUCCGGGGCGAUACCGCCACCAUCACAUGUGGGAAUCAUGGCGAUGUUACUCUCAUCCUGAAACCGGAUUCGCAUCUUCAGAUGGGGAAGUUGGUCGAGAUUGUGGGGAAGGUUGCGGAUUUGGAGGGGGGGGGCGUUGGGAUUCGUGUCCUUGGGUCGAUGGAUUGGGGGAAUCCGGCGGAUUGUGACUACAGAAUCUACGAACAGGUCGUGAACGCUACGCAUCGACUGAAGCCGAUUUUUUAUGAUGAAUGAGUUAUUACAUGUGUCCUAUAAAUUUCAAUUGAAUCGAGUUGUUCUAUUUAAGGGAUUAAAAGAAAUUACUGGGUAUUGUGGUUGUGUAGUCGGGGAUAUUUUGCUGGUAGGCAUAGUCUGGAAAUACUAUAUGGGUUCGGGUUGCUGUGCUGUCUGGCGGGUAGUGCUUCUUGGGUGUGGUUCAUAUGGGAUGGGGAUCUGGGAUGGGAGAUAAUGCAGUGGAUAAUGGUUGUCGAGGCUGUAAUCUGGUGCGUGUAUGGGGUAUCUGGGUGUGUGGCCUGCUCAUGAGUGGACUUGACAGAUGUUGAGACGUUGGCGUUUGGGCUGUUUCAUUGAUCGAAUGGGUUGUGAUUUGAUUAUGGAUUAGAUGAUAUUACAUAUUACUGACCACUGAUCCCAUGAAUGAGUAUCAGUAAAGGUG
Aspergillus ibericus CBS 121593 is the source of this 947-nucleotide messenger RNA. RefSeq names its product putative ssDNA binding protein Ssb3. Gene Ontology annotation, cellular component: site of double-strand break; nucleus; DNA replication factor A complex. The transcript is spliced from 3 exons. Bases 146 to 526 code for a protein of 126 amino acids. Gene Ontology annotation, biological process: nucleotide-excision repair; double-strand break repair via homologous recombination; mismatch repair. Lineage: Eukaryota; Fungi; Ascomycota; Eurotiomycetes; Eurotiales; Aspergillaceae. Gene Ontology annotation, molecular function: single-stranded DNA binding; damaged DNA binding. The record is from RefSeq and is a predicted model, not a curated record.